UCAAAGCUGUAGCGUUAACCGUUUCUUUGCCUCUCUCCUCUUCUGGUGUUUGUCUGUGCAAAGGUCAGAUGUUUCCGUCGGUCGUGAGGAAGAGUGGAGUCGGGACCUGCUAAGUGCUGAUCUGCUUGUGCUCCGGACCAUGGACUCAUUGAGGGCAUCCCAGGUGUGAAAAUGUCCAGCAGUAACCGGGAGUUAGUGAUUGACUUUGUUGCCUACAAGCUCUCGCAGAAGGGAUACAGCUGGAGUCAGCUGGAGGAGGAGGAUGAGAACAGGACUGACUUUGCAGCGGAGGAGGCCGAGAUGGACGGCGUCCUCAACGGGAGCCCCUCCUGGCAUCCACCCGCCAGCCACGUAGUGAACGGAGCCGCCGUGCACCGGAGCAGCCUCGAAGUCCAUGAAAUCGUUCAAGCAGCCGACGUGAGGCAGGCGCUGAGAGAGGCGGGGGAUGAGUUUGAGCUGAGGUACCGGCGGGCUUUCAGCGACCUCACUUCCCAGCUCCACAUCACCCCCGGCACGGCGUAUCAGAGCUUUGAGCAGGUAGUGAACGAACUCUUCCGCGAUGGAGUGAACUGGGGUCGCAUCGUGGCUUUCUUCUCCUUCGGAGGAGCCUUGUGUGUGGAGAGCGUUGACAAGGAGAUGCGGGUAUUGGUGGGACGCAUUGUAUCUUGGAUGACCACGUACUUGACCGACCACCUAGAUCCCUGGAUCCAGGAGAAUGGCGGAUGGGAGCGGUUUGUGGACCUCUAUGGGAAUGAUGCUGCUGCCGAGGUGAGGAAGGGCCAGGAGACCUUCAACAAAUGGCUCCUGACCGGGGCGACGGUGGCAGGAGUGCUUCUGCUGGGAUCCCUGCUGAGCCGCAAGUGACCCGCCGCCGAGUCCCCCCCAUCGCCAGGACGGCUGCGCCUUCACCGCCACAUCCACUACACUCCGCUCCCGAGCACCGUCACCGGGGUGGGGGGCAGCCCCUCCGCCUCCCAGGCGAGCGCCCCGCUCCACGGAGCUUUCUCUCUCGUGCCGCCAGCUCCUUUUAUCGUAGCCCCUCUUAUUUACUGUUCCAUUGUGUUUUAAAGGCGCUGAGACCAAUGCAGCACUUCAGCCAACAAGCUCCCAGCACUGGGGAGAUCCAGGCAGCCGGGGGGAGUACUGGCUAGAAGGUGUCCCAGCCCUGCAGAGUCCUCUAGAUCACUUUGAAGAGAAUAAACAGACUUAUUUUUGCA
Messenger RNA from Pygoscelis adeliae (Adelie penguin), 1217 nucleotides. RefSeq names its product BCL2-like 1 (gene BCL2L1). Gene Ontology annotation, cellular component: mitochondrial outer membrane. The record is from RefSeq and is a predicted model, not a curated record. Gene Ontology annotation, biological process: intrinsic apoptotic signaling pathway in response to DNA damage; negative regulation of intrinsic apoptotic signaling pathway; extrinsic apoptotic signaling pathway in absence of ligand. NCBI's taxonomy places the organism in Eukaryota, Metazoa, Chordata, Aves, Sphenisciformes, Spheniscidae. Gene Ontology annotation, molecular function: protein homodimerization activity; protein heterodimerization activity. The transcript is spliced from 2 exons. Bases 172 to 864 code for a protein of 230 amino acids.